Scomber scombrus (Atlantic mackerel) is the source of this 2394-nucleotide messenger RNA. Its product is annotated as protocadherin beta-16-like. The record is from RefSeq and is a predicted model, not a curated record. Bases 1 to 2394 code for a protein of 797 amino acids. The transcript has a single exon. Gene Ontology annotation, cellular component: plasma membrane. Gene Ontology annotation, biological process: homophilic cell-cell adhesion. Lineage: Eukaryota; Metazoa; Chordata; Actinopteri; Scombriformes; Scombridae. Gene Ontology annotation, molecular function: calcium ion binding.
AUGAUGGCAAUCAAAAAUAGCUUUUUCGUUGUCUUCCUUUUGUUGCACUCCGUGCAUGGAGACGCGAGCUAUUACUUUCAGGAGGAAAUGAAGCGCGGAUCUCUCAUCGGGAAUAUAGCAAAGGAUCUGAACCUGGACUCGAGUACACUGAUUUCUAGAAACGCUCGCGUUGAUGCAGCAGGGAAUCGUAAACGGUAUUGUGACAUCAAUCGCAGUACUGGAGAUUUAAUUGUGGACGACAGGAUUGACCGGGAGGAGCUUUGUGGAGAAAAGCUGUCGUGUGUAAUAAAACGCGAUCUUGUACUGGAGAAUCCUCUGGAGCUGCAUUCAUUCAUUAUACACGUUCAAGAUGUCAAUGAUAACUCUCCACAGUUCAACGAGAAAGCGAUAAGUCUAGAAAUCCAAGAAUCUGCAGACAGGGGAGCUCGUUUUGUGAUAGAAGAGGCGCACGAUGCGGAUGUUGGACAAAAUUCAGUCCAGCAGUACAGCCUUAAAAAGAAUGAUAAUUUUGUGUUGGUGGCUGAUGGAAACAGUAUAGAGCUUGUUCUUGAUAAAGAGCUAGAUCGUGAAAAACAACAGGAGAUUAAUUUGCUCCUUACAGCUCUAGACGGCGGCUCCCCUCAGAGAUCAGGUACAGUAGUCAUACACGUCACUGUGCUGGACGCUAAUGAUAACGCCCCAGUGUUUAGCCAGGCCGUUUAUAAAGCCAGUCUGCCUGAAAACUCUCCCUUAGACACUGUUGUGGUCACAGUGAGCGCAACUGAUGCAGACGAGGGGGUGAAUGGAGAUGUGAGUUAUGACUUUGGCCAUGUUUCAGAGGAUGUGAAGAAGAUAUUCAGUAUUGAUCGUAAAGUAGGUGAAAUAAGAGUAAUCGGCACCAUUGACUAUGAAGCUACCACAACAUUUGAAAUGCGCGUUAAAGCAAAAGAUGGGUUAGGGCUAUCAUCAUACGCCAAGGUGAUAAUUUCUAUUACUGACGUGAAUGACAACAUACCUGUAAUCUAUGUGAAAUCUCUGACUAAUCCUGUACCAGAGAAUGUGUCACCUGGUACAGAGGUGGGCAUCAUUAAUGUGCAGGACGCAGAUUCUAAUAAUAAUCAAGUGGUUCGCUGCUCUAUUCAGCAAAAUGUCCCAUUUAAGUUAGUUCCCUCUAUUAAAAACUACUAUUCUCUGGUGACUUCAGGUCAACUGGACCGUGAACUAGUGUCUGAUUACAACAUUACAAUCAUUGCCACUGACGAGGGCUCUCCACCUCUGUCUUCCUCUAAAACUGUUCAGUUAUCUGUAGCAGACAUCAACGACAACCCACCUGUGUUUGAGGAACAGUCGUACAGCGCAUAUGUGACUGAAAAUAACAAACCUGGCUCUACUUUAUGUUCCGUUGCUGCUCGAGACCCCGACUGGAGACAAAACGGUACAGUGAUUUAUUCUCUGUUAGCUGGUGAAGUGAACGGAGCCCCAGUAUCCUCCUAUGUAUCUGUUAACGGAGACACGGGGGUGAUCCACGCUGUGAGGUCGUUUGAUUAUGAACAGUUCAGGAGUUUUAAAGUCCACGUGAUGGCCAGAGACAACGGUUCUCCUCCGCUGAGCAGCAACGUGACAGUCAGUGUGUUCAUAUCGGAUGUGAAUGAUAACUCUCCUCAGAUACUGUACCCCGCCGCUGAGGGCAACUCCUUCAUGACCGAGCUGGUCCCCAAAGCUGCACACGGAGGCUCUCUGGUGUCCAAAGUGAUAGCGGUGGACGCAGACUCCGGACAGAACGCCUGGCUGUCCUAUCAUAUAGUCAAAUCCUCUGAUCCGGGACUUUUCAGUAUUGGUGUCCACAGCGGAGAAAUCAGUAUACAGCGGGACAUUUCUGAAUCUGACAGCAUGAAACAGAACCUUAUUGUGGCAGUGAAAGAUAACGGACAGCCCUCUCUCUCUGCCACCUGUUCCAUGUAUUUACUUAUUUCUGAUAACUUGGCUGAGGUCCCAGAACUGAAGGAUAUUUCUUACGAUGAGCAUAAUUCCAAACUGACUUCUUAUCUGAUCAUCGCUCUGGUGUCUGUGUCCACCUUCUUUUUUACCUUCAUCAUCAUCAUCCUGGGUGUGAGGUUUUGUCGCAGGAGAAAGCCCAGACUGUUGUUUGAUGGAGCAGUUGCCAUCCCCAGCGCGUAUCUCCCUCCUAAUUACGCAGAUGUUGACCCCACAGGAACUUUACGCAGCACUUAUAAUUAUGACGCCUACUUGACAACAGGUUCUAGAACCAGUGACUUUAAGUUCGUUUCAUCUUACAAUGACAACACUCUGCCUGCUGACCAGACUCUGAGGAAAAGUCCAUCAGACUUUGCUGAAGUGUUUGGAGAUUGUGAUCGCUCUUCCGAGGUACGCACACAUUUCAUUUCUGUCAACUAG